Vicugna pacos (alpaca) is the source of this 6037-nucleotide messenger RNA. The record is from RefSeq and is a predicted model, not a curated record. NCBI's taxonomy places the organism in Eukaryota, Metazoa, Chordata, Mammalia, Artiodactyla, Camelidae.
AAUUUUCUCACCCUGAAGUGUGGGCGUGGCCUCUCUACCUGAUUGUGCUUAGAAAGUUGGCGUUGUUAUGCAGAAACUUGCAUCUCCUCUUGAGGAGAACUCCUGCCUAGGAAUGGCUGCACCAGUCUCAUUAAGUUUAUCAUGCGAAUGGUAGUACUGUUACUUUAAAAAUGGUGCUUUGCCCUUUUACUUUAAUUCGUUCAGCCAGAUUCCUACCAACACCUGGUAUCAUCAGAUUUUAACGUUUUUCCUGCUUUGCCCGAAGUUUUUACAUACAAAUUCUACUAGUCACACUUGGCCAUUUAGUGCGGUUGCUGAAUUAAUAGAUAAUGCUUACGAUCCUGAUGUGAAUGCUAAACAGAUAUGGAUUGACAAAACAGUGAUAAGUGACCAUAUAUGCCUGACAUUCACUGAUAAUGGGAAUGGUAUGACCUCAGACAAAUUACAUAAAAUGCUAAGCUUUGGCUUCAGUGACAAAGUCACCAUGAAUGGUCACGUCCCAGUUGGAUUGUAUGGGAAUGGCUUCAAGUCAGGUUCUAUGCGUUUGGGUAAAGAUGCAAUUGUUUUUACCAAAAAUGGAGAAAGCAUGAGCGUGGGCUUCUUGUCUCAGACCUAUUUGGAAGUCAUAAAAGCAGAACAUGUUGUUGUCCCAAUAGUGGCAUUCAACAAAAACCGACAGAUAAUUAAUUCGACAGAAUCAAAAGCAAGCCUUGCUGCAAUUCUGGAACAUUCUCUGUUUUCUACGGAACAGAAAUUACUGGCAGAACUCGAUGCUAUCAUUGGUAAGAAGGGGACAAGGAUCAUUAUUUGGAAUCUCAGAAGCUACAAAAGUGCAACAGAGUUUGAUUUUGAUAAGGAUAAAUAUGACAUCAGGAUUCCAGAAGAUUUAGAUGAGACAGCAGGAAAGAAAGGGUACAAGAAGCAAGAAAGGAUGGACCAAAUUGCCCCUGAGAGUGACUAUUCCCUAAGGGCUUACUGCAGUAUAUUAUAUCUAAAGCCAAGAAUGCAGAUCAUCUUACGUGGGCAGAAAGUGAAGACCCAGCUAGUUUCGAAGAGUCUUGCCUACAUUGAACGUGAUAUUUAUCGACCCAAAUUUUUAACUAAUAAAACAGUGAGAAUUACUUUUGGAUUCAACUGCAGAAAUAAAGAUCAUUAUGGGAUAAUGAUGUAUCACAGAAAUAGGCUCAUCAAAGCUUAUGAAAAAGUUGGAUGUCAAUUAAGGGCAAACAACAUGGGCGUUGGAGUAGUGGGAAUUAUAGACUGUUAUUUCCUAAAGCCAACUCACAAUAAACAAGAUUUUGAUUAUACGAAUGAAUACAGGCUUACAAUAACAGCACUAGGAGAUAAGCUCAAUGAUUACUGGAAUGAAAUGAAAGUGAAGAAAAAUGCAGAAUAUCCUCUAAAUUUGCCUGUUGAAGAUAUACAGAAACGUCCUGAUCAGACAUGGGUUCAAUGUGAUUCCUGUCUAAAGUGGCGAAAAUUACCAGAUGGGAUAGAUCAACUUCCAGAAAAAUGGUAUUGCUCCAAUAACCCUGACCCACAGUUCAGAAGUUGUGAUGUUCCAGAAGAACCUGAAGAUGAAGAUUUGGUGCAUCCCACUUAUGAAAAAACCUACAAAAAGAAAGACAAAGAAAAAUUCAGGAUCAGGCAACUUGAAACAAUUCCUCGGAUUCCUGCUGAACUAUUAUUUCCAACAAAUCCUGUGUCAAGUCAAAGCUUUUCUCCCGUUAAGGAAAGUAUUCCAAGAGGACACCUUUCAGAAGCAGCAAAUACUUACGCAACAAGACUUAUAAAUCAUCGAGGUUCACCCCAGUCUGAACCUGAGAAUAACAGCCUGAAACGGAGACUUUCUACUCGUUCAUCAACUUUGAAUGCAAAGAAUCGAAGAUUGAGUAAUCAAGCAUUUGAAAAUUACAAAGAUGAUGAUGAUGAUGAAGAUGUCAUCAUCUUAGAAGAAAACAGCACUCCCAAGCCUGCGGUGGAUGAUGAUAUUGAAGUGAAAUUGCAGCAGAGUCACCUGGAGCAAAGUGGAGUUCAGAUCGAGCCUGUGGCCGACAGUGAAGCUUGUGGCCAGACUGGUUCAACAGGCACCUCAGCGUCCAGGUGCGAUCAGGGAACUACUGCAGCCACCCAGACUGAAGUACCAAGUUUAGUGGUUAAAAAGGAAGAAGCGGUCGAAGAUGAGAUAGAUGUAAGAAAUGACACGACUCUACUGCCGCCUUGUGUGGGGGCUGAAGGAAGGACACAUGAAACCCAGGAAACAUUUGACAAAUCUCCUGGUGAUGCUGGUUGCCAGUUAAGUGAACUGAGAAAUGAGCUGCUUCUCGUCACCCAAGAGAAAGAAAAUUAUAAAAGACAGUGUCAUAUGUUUACUGACCAAAUCAAAGUGUUACAGCAGAGGCUGCUGGAAAUGAACGACAGAUACGUGAAGAAGGAAACUUGCCAUCAGUCUACUGAAACUGAUGCUGUAUUUUUACUUGCAAGUAUUAAUGGCAAGUCUGAAAGUCCAGACCAUAUUGUAUCCCAGUAUCGGCAAGCUUUGGAAGAAAUAGAAAGGCUGAAAAAACAGUGUAGUGCUUUGCAACAAGUAAAGGCUGAGUGCAGUCAGUGUUCCAAUAGUGAGAAUAAAAGUGAGAUGGACGAAAUGGUUGUGCAGUUGGAUGAUGUAUUUAGACAGCUGGACAAAUGCAGUAUUGAGAGGGACCAGUAUAAAAGUGAGGUUGAAUUAUUGGAACUGGAAAAAUCACAAAUCCGUUCACAGUGUGAAGAGCUGAAAAAUGAAAUCGAACAAUUAAAAUCUACAAGUCAACAGAUAGGAGCAGAUGUUUCAACUUCAAGUAACAUUGAGGAGUCUGUAAAUUAUACUGAUGGGGAAAGCCUCAAACUUCGAUCUCUUCGAGUUAACGUAGGACAGCUGCUGGCCAUGAUUGUACCUGAUCUCGAUCUUCAGCAAGUGAAUUAUGAUGUUGACGUAGUUGAUGAGAUUUUAGGACAAGUUGUCGAACAAAUGAGUGAAAUCAGUAGUACUUAAAAGUAUAUUCUGUGUGAGAUAAUAAAAAUACCUGCUCAGCCCUUCUGGUUGUACAGCUUUCAGAGUGUAAACAACUUUGUUACAGAUAUGAUAGGUAAACAGACUGAAGAACCACGAUCUUUUCUGUAUUCUAUGCAUUCAAGUGUGGACACAAGUAUUGUGGACACAUUAUCCCACUUUUGAAAUGCCCAUGAAUCAUUGGUAUUGAGCAGCUACUUAGCCAAUUCAUGAUUCUGCUUUGAAAUGUAAAUAUUUGUAAUUAAGUCUGCAUAUUUUUUUAUUACCCUGGAGGACUCAAGUGUUUUUCACCAUAGGUUUUCAGGUUGCCCCUAACCUUUGUGCAGUUUUCUGGUUCCCCAAAGUGUAUUUUUUCUCUGAAUUGAGGGCUGUGCCAUAACACAAAUGGAAAUGUUCCCUUUGAUUUUCUUACAGAGAAGUUUAAAACAGGGUUUUUAAAAAUGGACUAACAGUCCUGAUAAGUUGUAACUGAAUUGAGCAUUAAUGCUGCUUUUCUAUAAAUUCUUGUCUCCUGAAAUAAGGUAAGUAGAAACUCCAUCCAUUUUGCUAGGAUUUUUUUUUGUGCUGAGAUUGCCAAUCAUGGUUAAACAAAAGUGUUUUACAGAAAGAAGAAAUGAUCUUUAGUAUAAAAAAAGUAUCAAAAAUAUUUUAUGUCCCGCCACAUUUACUUUGAAGCCCAUUUUUGGCUUAGUCCGCAUGGAGUGGGCACAAUAAUUGUUUAACAUUUCUUUUUGUGAAAUUUCCUGAACAGCCUUUUGUAGGAUUACUGCAGGUUAACGUGAGUUGAGGAAGACAGUCUUUCUCCAACAGUACUGCAGAUCUUUAUAUUAUAUUACAGACCUAAGUGGUUUAUAUCCAGGAGUUAAGCAACAAACUUCCUAGGAUCAUAGUAUUACAUGCCAUAAAAAUUAUGCUUUAUUGGUCCCAUGUUUUGUGCAAUUUGAAAGAGAUGACUUUAUUAAGUAUAACUAUGUAUAUAUAAUUAAGAAUCAUAUUUUCCACAACUAAAAUGUGCAUUAUUUUUUCAAAGUUUUAUCAUUGCUAUUUAUUUUUACUUUUGUUUCUGAACAUUCAAUAUAUGUUCUUUUUGUAUGCUUAAUUAUGUGUGUCAUGUACAAUAUUAAAUUUCUACUGUACAUUAAUUUCUUAAAAAAGCAAAUAAAUGAAGAUUGUUUUUAUUUGCUUGAUAAAGUAAUUGAAAGUGUAUUUUUGGUAUGAAGCUGGUUUUCUGUCACAAUUGUAUCUGCUCAAAUUUUAAAAUAUCUUGUAAUAAAAUAAAUAUAUAUAUAUGAUGGCUAACUCUUCAGAUAUUACUUCAAAGGAAUUCUACAUUCAAGGUAUAUUUUGAAAGUUAAAAUUGUAUCUGUUAAGACCUUCAAGUUGAGCUCAUUCUACUAUAUUAAUUAGAAGUUAUAGUUAGAAGACUAAUGCUAUUUGUUUCCAUUAAGACUACAACUGAGCUCACCUUGAAAGUGUGUGUACAUUUCACACUCAAAAAGGAACUUUUUCUUUAACCUAAAGAAACCUUGCCUAGAUGAUAGCUGUGUAUAGCAUGUCUAAGUUGUGAAUAUUUAUGUAGCAGUUAUUUCUGGAAUUUGCUAUUUUCCCCUUCCUUUUGGUCAGCUAUAUUCUUGUAAAAAUGCAGAUUUUAUAUGGCUGUUAACUGGCUUAAUGGAAAAGUUAAUCAUAGAAUUUGUAAGAGAAACUUGCUUGCUAAAAUGAUUCUUUGGAAAUACCUAUUACUCACUCUUUAAGAAACUACUGCCAAGAUACGAUUCUUUGAAAAUGUGGCUAACAAGGAGUUUAACAGAAGAGUAACAUGGGCUUUCAUGGCAUAUGUAAUUUUAAGGUAGAGAUACCUUUUUUAUUAAGUUGAAUUUGUUAAAAGGCUAGUGUGGGAGGAAAGUGUUGCUUAAACUCAUUACUACUUUAAAACAAAAACAGUAUGAGAAUGUAAACCAGAACAGUCCACAGUCCCUCCAAACAGGACCUGCUUUAGUCAGCUAAGGCUACAAAAUCAGUAAAAGCUGUGUUCACAUAGCAGGAACGAUGUGGCAUAUCCAUGUGUCCUUUAUUUGGGCCUCAGAUUCCUGAUGUGGGCAGGUACUGCUGGUGACUCUGCCCACGAUCUCAGACACUUGAUUCUUACUAUCACAUGGCCCUUUAGGUCAUUGUUUGUCCUGGAGGAAUAAUUUAAAGUGAUGGAUACCGGUGGUUCUCGCUACUGCCUGCAUUUUAGAAUCACCUGGGGAGUUUUUAGGAACCCCAAUGUAAGGAUGCAACCCAUACUAAUUAAGAGCCUUUGGGGUUGGACCAAAGUAUCAGGUGUUUUGUUUUGUUAAAGGCCUUCCAGUGCAGCACCAUUGCUUAAAGCCAUUGAUCUAUACCCUCCAGUGUUGAAUAUUUACAAGUGUUGAACUCAAGUGGGUCUUGAAACAAACUCAGGAUCUGCAUGGCCACUUUCUCACUGGGGAAAGCAAGGAUGGGGAGAGGGAAGCGGAGCUGGUGCCCAAGUUAGAAAUGUAAGUGCAGCAGAAUCCUACGAAGUGAAAAGACUUCCCCACUGCCUCCCUAAAGAUGACCACUGUUAUUUUUCGAUGUCCUUCCAGAAAAUAUUAGCUGCAUACACAUACACAUUCAUAUAUAUGCAUUCAGUUUAUAUUAAAUUUUAUAUCUUUAUACUUGAUUAUAUAUUUGUAUCAAAUUUACACAAGUAUUACACCGUAUAAUUGGUAAUUCCAUAUUACUCUUUUGAACAGCUUUAGUACUAUGAUAUGAGUAUGCUCCCAACGCUCAUUAAUUUCUCAUCUUUUGAUAUUACAAAAAAUGCUGCUGUGAAAAUUAAUACAUAUCACAGGCUUUUUCAAGUAUAUUCAGAGUGUAAAUUCCUUGUAGUGAAUAUUGGUAGGUCAAAGAGUGUAUGCUAUAUUAAUUUUAAUAAAUGUUGCCAUCCAAAAAGGUUGUAUUUAUACUCCUAUGAAAAACAAA